AUGGUGGUUACAUCUAUUCGUCUUCUUCCUUCUUCUCUCACUUCUCUCCUUCAACCUCGUUCUCCAUAUUCAUGGCGUUGGCGUUCUCCUUCUUCCGUCUCAUUUCCACUCUCUCCCAUCCACUCAGUUUCUUCCAAUGGAGUUGGUGAUGUUGAAUUGCCUGUUGAUCAAUCACAAGUUAUUUUCAUUGGGACUGGAACUAGUGAAGGGAUUCCAAGAGUUAGCUGCUUGACUAAUCCUUCAAAUAAAUGUCCGGUCUGUUUAAAAGCUUCUAAACCGGGUGAUAAGAAUAGGAGACUUAACACAAGCAUCCUCAUUCGCCACCCAAACUCCACAGGAACGCAUAAUAUUCUUAUAGAUGCUGGAAAGUUUUUCUAUCACAGCGCUCUCAAGUGGUUCCCUGAAUUUGGGAUAAGAACACUUGAUGCAGUUAUUAUUACUCAUUCUCAUGCUGAUGCAAUUGGAGGUCUUGAUGAUCUUAGAGACUGGACUAACAAUGUUCAGCCUUCUAUUCCAAUUUAUGUUGCCAAUCGUGACUUUGAGGUUAUGAAGAAGACCCAUUAUUACUUAGUAGAUACAAGCGUAAUCACACCUGGUGCUGCAGUCUCAGCGUUGCAAUUCAAAAGUAUAUCUGAAGAACCAUUUUUUGUUCAUGGAUUGAAGUUUAUCCCACUACCAGUGUGGCACGGUCAAGGUUAUCGGUCCCUUGGUUUUCGUUUUGGUAAUAUAUGUUACAUAAGUGAUGUCAGUGAAAUUCCCGAAGAAACUUAUCCACUUUUGAAGGACUGUGAACUUCUAAUCAUGGAUGCUUUGAGGCCUGAUCGCUCUUCAGCUACACAUUUUGGACUUCCAAGGGCCUUAGAGGAAGUGCGAAAAAUUCAACCCAAAAGGACACUUUUUACUGGAAUGAUGCAUCUGAUGGAUCAUGAAGAAGUGAAUGGCUACCUUACAAAAUUAUUGGAGUCUGAGGGCCUUGAUGCACAACUGAGUUAUGACGGGCUUUGUAUACCAGUCAGGCUCUAA
Lathyrus sativus (Indian pea) is the source of this 1023-nucleotide messenger RNA. Lineage: Eukaryota; Viridiplantae; Streptophyta; Magnoliopsida; Fabales; Fabaceae. The record is from the annotation of a GenBank genome assembly.